AUGAAAGCAUUAGCCUGCCUGAGGUGUUUUCUUCCAAUAGCAGUGUGUUGGAUCAUACUGUUAGCCAUCAUGGAUCUCCGUAUCUACUUUACCUCUGAACUUUCGGAAGACAACGCCAAGCAGACUGCAGAGAUCCUGAACCUGACAUCAAGAAUCCAGGAACUGGAGACACGGGAGAAUCUCACAGACCAGUUGGGCAACCUGACACAAGCCUAUACUGUCUCAGAAAGCAACGUGAAAAACCUGUCUGCAGAAGUCCAGGAGCUGAACAAACUAAACCAGGAGCUGGAGGCCAAGACGAACAACUUGACACAGCAAAUACAAAAUAUGGAGACAACCUGGAAUGAGCUCAACAUCAGUCGAGCUCAGUGGAGCAUCGAUUCCUACUGCAGACAACAUGGCAAUGAAAAGUGUAAAGCUUGUCAGAGGCACUGGUAUCUCACUGAGCCCAGCUGCUAUGCGUUCAAUAACGCUCAGCCUCCUAAUAAAAAAACCUGGGAAGAAGCUCAAGAUGACUGCAAAGGAAAUAAUUCAAAUCUGGCUGUUGCACAUACUCCUGCUGAAAAGGAAGCAAUCAUUACUAACAGCUUUGGAAAUAGAGGAUUCUGGAUUGGUCUGAGAGUUGUAAAUAAGAAAUGGAAGUGGGUGGAUGGAAGUGAUCUGACUAAUAGCUCCUGGAUAUAUCCUCCUGAUCCUGCUGACGGUCGCUGUGCAAUGUUUUACAAGUACAGAAACGCAUGGUUAGCAUCAAUGAGCUGUGAUUAUAAAAAACAAUGGAUCUGCCAGAAGAAGGCUCUGUCUGUUUAA
Molecule: messenger RNA, 807 nt
Organism: Trematomus bernacchii (emerald rockcod)
Lineage: Eukaryota; Metazoa; Chordata; Actinopteri; Perciformes; Nototheniidae
Product: C-type lectin domain family 10 member A-like
Exons: 6
Coding region: 1-807 (268 amino acids)
Source: RefSeq, a predicted model, not a curated record